This is a messenger RNA of Manduca sexta (tobacco hornworm), 3346 nucleotides long. RefSeq names its product protein transport protein Sec31A (gene Sec31). Gene Ontology annotation, cellular component: endoplasmic reticulum exit site; COPII vesicle coat. NCBI's taxonomy places the organism in Eukaryota, Metazoa, Arthropoda, Insecta, Lepidoptera, Sphingidae. Gene Ontology annotation, biological process: endoplasmic reticulum organization; intracellular protein transport; endoplasmic reticulum to Golgi vesicle-mediated transport. Gene Ontology annotation, molecular function: protein binding; structural molecule activity. The record is from RefSeq and is a predicted model, not a curated record.
GGGAUUUGGAACGCAUCCGCAGCUGUCAAAUCGGAUAUAUUUACGUCAGCCACGUUGGAACUGCCAAGUUGGUGUUUUUAUGUGAGAUAGUGUCGUGAAGAUGAGGAUAAAAGAGUUGAAGAGGACGGUGAACGUGUGCUGGUCGCCGGCGGAGCACUAUCCCAUAACGCUGGCGGCCGGCUCGGCGGCGCAGCAAGUCGACGCGUCGUUUAGUUCCAGUUCGCAUUUAGAACUGUACAGUUUGAAUUUGGAAGACCCUGGAGUAGAUUUGGAGUUGAAAUCUUCAUUACAAACUCAACAUAAAUUUCAAAAGCUGGUGUGGUCUGGAGCGGGAGUGAUUGUGGGUGGAUGUGACGGGGGACUGCUACAGUUCUACAGCGCUGACAAACUGCUCAACAAUGCCAGCGAUUGCCUGCUUGGCAGCAGCACUAAACAUAAUGGACAUGUGUCAGCGCUGGAUAUCAACCCGUACCAGAAGAACUUGCUCGCGUCAGGCGCGUCCGACAGCGAGAUUUACAUCUGGGACUUAAACAACACUAGCCAGCCGAUGGCGCCUGGUACCAGGAACCAGCCGUACGACCAUGUGCAGGGGCUCGCGUGGAACCAACAGGUACAACACAUACUGGGCUCCACAUUUGCGACGAGAUGCGUCGUGUGGGAUCUGAGGAAGAAUGAACCUAUUAUGAAAUUAAGUGACUCGCAGUCCCGCACGAGAUGGCGCGCGCUGGCGUGGCACCCGUCAGUCGCGACGCAGCUGUGCAUCGCCUCGGAGGACGAUCAAGUGCCCGUCAUACAACUAUGGGAUUUGAGGUUGGCAGCGUCACCAUUGGCCACGCUGGAAGGUCACAACAAAGGCGUGAUGGCUGUCUCGUGGUGUAGACAGGACCCUGACAUGCUGCUCUCUGGUGGGAAGGACGGCAGAGUGCUGUGCUGGAACCCUAAUAACACUAAACCGGGCGGUGAGAUCCUGUCGGAGAUCAGCGAGCAGCAGCAGUGGGUGUUCGAGGUGUCGUGGUGCCCGCGGGACCCGAACCUGCUGUCGGCGGCGUCGUUCGACCAGCACGUGGCCGUGCACUGCCUGCUCGGCGGCGCCAGGCCUGAUGUCAGUCCGGCGGCGACGAGCAGCAUAGUGGAGUCGUUCGGCGGCGCGGCGUCGUUCAGCCAGCUGCCCGCCGUGGCGCGCGCCCCCGCCCCCGCCGCCGCCCACCACCAGCCGCCCACGCCGCCCGCGUGGCUCAAACGACCCUCUGCCGCUAAGUUUGCAUUCGGCGGUAAAUUGUUGACAUUCGAGAAAUGUCCGCAAGAAGCCGGCCCACAGAAACUUGUCUACAUUAGCCAGGUAGUAAGCGAGCCAGAGAUCGUGGAGCAGGCGGCUGAAUUGGAUUCCGUGUUGGGUUCGAGUAUCAGUCAGGAAGCAGGCUCCACGGAGAAACUCGCAGAAUACUGCCGGCAGAAGGGAGACGCGGCGAUGGACCAAAACGAACGAUACGUGUGGUUCUUCCUGAGAGCCAAUUUCUUGCCAACAUUCCGUACUGAGGUGCUCAAUUUAUUGGGAUUCAAACAAGAUGAAAUCCCAUCGAAGUUCAAGAGUGCAGCAGUUAACGCCGGCGAUGGACAACAGCCAGACCUCGCAGCUCUUAGCAGGGGCGAGUCCACGGAGACGGAGGCCGAGCUGUCCACGGACACCAGCACGGACCUGUCGGACGCGCACACACUGAUCGAGAGGAAGCUAGCAAACAUCGAAAUCACGUCUUCAGCCAAUAACGUGGCGAUACCCAACGGGGAAGACAUGACGAGCCUGAUCUGUCGCGCGCUGGUGUGCGGCAACCUGGAGGAGGCGGUGGAGCUGUGCCUCGACGCGGGACGUGUCUCCGACGCCAUGAUUGUCGCCUCGCUCGGUAGCCAAGAUUUAGUAUACAAAGUCCAGAAGUACCACCUCAACGCCACCAGCGGUGACCCGGUGUCGCUGCUGGCGGGCAGUCUGCUGCAGUCGCGCUGGGACCAGCUCGUGCAGUCCGCCGCGCCGGCCUGCUGGAAGGACACGCUCGCCACCCUGCUCACGCACUGUGAUGCGGAGACACUGGAACAUUAUUGUGAGAUGUUGGGCGACAAGUUGUCGCAGGAGUCGGACCCUGCCCUCUCUGCGGCGGCGACGCUGUGCUACGUGUGUGGGGCCAGCCCCACGCGGGCGGCGAGAGGGGGGAUGGGGCGCGGACAACGAGCUGCGCUGGCACUGCUGCUGCGGAGAGCUGCCGCGCUCAGGGGACGCGCGCUGCAGUCGGAUGGCGGCGACCCGGCGGUGUGUGAAUACGCAAGUCGUCUCGCGGCGCAGGGCUGUCUGCACAGCGCGCUACUGGCGCUAGCAGACUUGCCCGCGCACCCGCUCCGGGACAGGCUCGAGGGCGCGCUCGCCAUGAAACAGACAACACGACAGGUGGCGGCGCCGGCGCAGCCCCGCGCGCGCUCCGUGAGCUCGCACUCGCGCGCGCCGCUGCACGAACACAACCCCUUCAGCACCACAGCAGCCCCAUUCGAACAGCCAGCGUGGCAGCAAGGUUCAGUUCCGGGCGUGCCGUACCAGCAGCGUCAAUACCAGCCGCACCAACAGCAACCGCAACCACCGCCAACACAGCCGUUACAGCCACUGCAACCGCAGCUACCGCAACCGCCACAACAGCCAGCGAGGCCGGCCAGCGUCGGGCCACAUGGUGGUCUGCCCAGCCGUUCUAAAUACAAAGUGGAUCCUUCAGUGGCAGCGGCGCCUAUGUACAACCAGUACAGCUAUAACAACCAAACACAGCCAUACGGCGGCUUCAACAGCCCCUUACCUGACCAGUACAGCAGCGCGAGUAUCCCGGGCGUUCCUAACACCUUCGCACCGAUCAACCCGGUCAACUCUAUGAACCUGAAUCCUCCGCAGUUAAAUCCAAUGAACCCAUUAAACCCUGCGCCGUUAAAUCCGAUGAAUCCGUUAAAUCCCGCCCCGUUAAAUCCGGCACCCAUGAAUCCAGCAGUGAACGGAGGGUAUUACGGGGCCCAGCAGGCGGUUGAACCCCCGCCGCACUCGAAGCCGGCCCCCGCUGGAUGGAACGACCCACCGAUGGUCACGUCUAAGCCUAAGCCUAAACAAGAAGCACCCACCUCUCAAGCGCCGAUCACUCACCCCCUGUUCGGCGUGGAGCCGCAACACGUACCACUCGCGCCUGCGCCCGCGCAGUACCCGGGACAGUACCCACCGCAACAGUACCCUGGGCAACAAUACCCCGGCCAGCACCCCGGCCAGCAGUACCAGGAGCAGCAGUAUCAACAGUACCCACCUGCGAUGCAGCCGGCGUACCAACAGCAU